UUAUGAAGGUGAAAGAAACUGCCAUGACAGCUAAUCAUUACAUACUACAAUGAGAGUCGGUACUACUUUUGAAAGAAGCAUCAAGGAACGAGUAACUCUACUUUUUAUAACGGAGCCCCGGCAGUGAGGUUGUGGGAUGUCCUUCGGUGAGACGCGGCGGGUGGGGGCGGAGGGAUCUACGCUCGGCAGCACGGUUUGCCCCGGUGACGCAGUCGGUUGCUAGGUGUGAAUGAACUGAUGCUUUCUCACAAUUAAGCAGCGCCUCAGUUUACAGGUCGGACACAACAAAGCAACAACUCGUCUGUUUUGUUUUUGUUAGCGCUGCCCCGGAUAUUCCGAGCUAAAACAUGGCUCUUUAAACUCGUGAAGUUGUCGGACCCGAGAAGAAGUCGUGCUUUGCUUUAGCAACGCACCCCCAAGUGCUCUACAUUUUUCUCUGCAAUAAUGGAGUUUCAUUAUGCUCACCCAGCCCUGCUCUCUGUGGCCCAUCUGUCAGACCCUGCUUGCUCUCAACAUAUGUUUGGACUUGGACUGAAUCAAAGCACCAACAGACAAAAUGAUGGCAACAUCAGCUCCUGUUUGGAAGACUCUUCGUGUCUGCCCGGCAGACCCCCUCGCUCUCUCUCACCCACAGGCUAACCACAGCCAAUCACAGGGGUGCAGGGGGGAGGUGUCAGAGGAGAGUCAGCACUUAAUUGGUGAUGGUCUCACUGACUGGAUGACGGAAGAAGUGGAUUUCUCCUCGUACCUCCCAAACCCUCCUUCCCCUCCCUCCUCCACCAAUGCCUCCCUUCCCCCUUCACCCCUUCAGAAUGAUAUCCAGGUGCCCUCUGACUUGGAGGUCAUGACCUCUCUGCUGCAAGAGGAACUGGCCCAACUAGAGGACUACUUCCUGUCUGAACCACUGCCAGAGAAAGGGCCGAGGCUGGGAAAAUGCGACAGGGGUCCACUGCCGGCGGGUCCUCAGCCGUACAGUCAGCUGCCAUACGCAUCAUACUCUACAUCCAACCAAUCGGAAUCCAGCCCACUUCUUGUUACCCUGGCAACGGGAGAACUGGACCUGCUCAGUAUCUGUGGCGGGCCCAUUGGGCGAUCCAAAAUACCAAGACACGCCCCAUAUAGCUGCAGUCGCCCCAGUGGGUGUGGUAGGAAAAGGGUUCCUGAUGGUGUGAGGUUCAGUGAAGGCUACGAUAACAGUUCAUUGAGUUCCAAAGGAAGUAACUCAGGUAACUCAGCGGCGACCCUUACAGGUAACUAUGGCUGUGUAGAGGACGAGCAGCUGGUAGGGAAAAGCUACUGUCUGGGUAGUGCAGUCGAGGUCAGGAGAUGUGCCGUUCUACCGAAAGAAGAGAAGAAUUGCUGUUUCAGUCAAGAUGUCGUAGGUGGUGCGAAGGUUGUUGGUGGUGGAUUUGGCUUUGGUGGAUCACUUGAUGUCCCACAUAAGAAAGAGGAUCUGCUGAUGUAUAGCAUGAGGGAGGUCAGCGGAGGCACUGGCAACAACGAGGUGCUGAAUAGUAUCAAAACUAGUGUGGAGGUGACAAAAGCCACUGUUUCUUGGAAGUCAGAGAGCAGCGAAGGUUGUUACCUUCCAGCAACGCCGCAGUCUGAGGCCUAUCAUAGCUUUUUAGGCAACAUCAACGAACAGGUGAAAUCAGAGAGUCUUCAGAUAGGGCAACAUGAUUUACACUGUAAUUUCCUGGAGGAUCAGGGCCCAGAGUGUCUUUUAAUGGCUAGGGAGAGUCUGAACAUGGAGUCUUCAGGGCACAGACAAGCCUGCAGGCUGAAGGAAGACCACUGUGAUUUGCAAUACGAUGUGGACAUCAUCCCAGCUGAAGGCGGCGAGCGCAAACAGAAGAAGAGAGAUCAGAACAAAACUGCCGCUCACAGGUAUCGCCAGCGAAAAAGGGCGGAGCUAGAUUCUUUGGAGGAACAGUUGCAUUGCCUUGAAGGGAGGAACCGGGAGCUCCGGGACAAGGCAGAGUCGGUAGAACGAGAAAUCCAGUAUGUCAAAGACCUGCUGAUUGAAGUUUACAAGGCCCGCAGCCAAAGGCACAAGCAGGACACCACAGCAUAACACCAAGCUCCUGCAAGUACUCUUAAAGGGGGCGGAACAGGGAAAAUGUUUGUGUCUUUAAGAUUGUUUAAUGAAUUUUUUUUUUUUCAUGGCGGGCGGGGUAAAUGCAUGCUUUGCUAACGUGAAUUAUUUUUUACCUUUUAAACCAACACUCCUAUCCAAUGCUUCCAUUGCUUUCGCACUCUGAUCACUUGAGCGUGCACUGUGGCGUUCCAAUGCUUUAACGACAAUCAUUUUUAAUAGAUCUCACACUGCGUGAAUCUACUGAUUGAAAUACGGUUAUUUCUGAAGAAGUAAUGCUAUUCAUUAUGCAGGUUUAAUAUUUUUAAUAGCCUUACAUUGGAAUUGAUGUCAGCAAUAGAAUUUAAUGUUGUUUUUUUAUUUAUUUUUAUUUGCCAUUACAUUUUCAGUAGUUGAAGUAGACAAAUAUGUUGUUGUUGUUGUCCACAUGUGAAACAGCAUCAUUUCAUUUUGAGCACAUCUUUCAAACCUCCCUUGAACGGCAGAUAUUUAAAAUGCUAUGAAUAUUUUAAAAUAUUGGAAUUGACUUUAACAUUGCGAAAAAGAUCCGCUGAUAUACAGAAGAGCAAACAACUUUUCGUCAUCCACCUUAGCAAAAAUCUACCAUUUUUAUCAUUUAAUAUUGUUUGUUUUUAUUUGACAAAGUGUUGGAUUGACUUCAGGUUUAGUGCAGCCCUAAUUAUUAUUAGAUAUUCUGAUUUGUAAGUUUUAAGCAUGUAGUUCUUUUUUUCCUUUUUUGUUUUGCUAAAGGUCAAACAUCUACAUUUUACCCUGCUUUGUUAGAAACGUUACUUUGUCUGCUGUAUUUAUUUUAUUUUCUGGAUUUUUGUAUUACUUUAAAAAAAAAAAUUACUUAUUUUUUUCCAGCAGCGAUUGCAAAUAAUGUCCAAAUAAUACAUUCUGUGACCAAAAUAGAACUUAUUUAUCAUUUGCACAGUUUUGAAGGUGGAAACAUUUUAUUGUGUUUGUGACGAUUUGUAAAAUUGUCUUCUUUUGCAUAUUGCAAAUUAAAUUAAUCAAUUUUUGCAGCUCAGGAUAUGCAAUUUGUCCUCCAGUCCUACAAAUGUCAGUGGAUGAUUGAGACUACUGUCCUUUUUUAUUUCACUGCUACUGACUUACAAAUUUUCCUGUUUGAUGUAAAAAAAAAAGAAGAAGAAAAAAAAAGGCUUUCCUUAUUGUACAAAUAUUGUAACUUGUGGAGAUUUAGCAGCCUCCUUCUGCAUGUUUUUCCAUUAACAUACUCUCUCUCUCUCUUUGAAUAGAAAAUGUAGGAUUUUAGAAACAAGUCUGGGAUUCUUUCUCUACACUGCUUGUUAAGGCAAUAAGUUUUAUAGGCCUCUGGCUGAUCUGCACUAAUUUGUAACAACUUUUGUAUGUUCAGAGAGUGGAGUGUGUUAGCCUUUCCUUUGUAGAAAAUUAACUGGGGAAUAAAAUCUCAUUAGAUUAUUUGUUGAGGCUUUUGCAGUGUUAGCUUUGGUGUAAGAGGAUACUGUCUGAGUUAUUUUACAAUUAAUUUGUUGCUAAGCAAAUAACCACUACUGUUACUGCCUAUACCGAGGAUAGAUUUCUUUCUAUGCAUAUUUAUUUUAGACAAUCUUGGAUAUGAGCGCUGACUUAUAGACAUGUAUUUAUAACGUUUGUCCAGCUUUUGGAAAGAAAUUCAUGUCACAUGUUUGACCCCCUCUGCGGUGUACUAUCAACUCCGAUUGUUGAAACCAAAAAUGUGUGAUGACAGAACAUUAUAACGCUUUGUAAUGUCAAGUUCAUUUACCCAUAUAUGCAUAUUUACUUUGUGUGAUGUCAACUCUUUUUUUUUUUUCCUUUAAAAAAAUAAAGUGUGUCUCCAACUCA
This is a messenger RNA of Morone saxatilis (striped sea-bass), 3946 nucleotides long. RefSeq names its product activating transcription factor 5a (gene atf5a). The coding region runs from base 557 to 2074 and encodes 505 amino acids. Lineage: Eukaryota; Metazoa; Chordata; Actinopteri; Moronidae. The record is from RefSeq and is a predicted model, not a curated record. Gene Ontology annotation, molecular function: RNA polymerase II transcription regulatory region sequence-specific DNA binding; DNA-binding transcription activator activity, RNA polymerase II-specific. The transcript has 4 exons. Gene Ontology annotation, cellular component: nucleus. Gene Ontology annotation, biological process: regulation of transcription by RNA polymerase II.